Molecule: messenger RNA, 384 nt
Organism: Dovyalis caffra
Lineage: Eukaryota; Viridiplantae; Streptophyta; Magnoliopsida; Malpighiales; Salicaceae
Source: the annotation of a GenBank genome assembly
AUGGUGGAGAUUUAUAGUCAAGAUAGAGCAAUAGGUGAGCAUGCUAAAACUAUUUAUGAAAUAAAGCAAAAGUGCAUUGUCUCAGUUGAGGAUGGUAAUAUAGACUUCAUUGAUGACGUUGAUAAUAUGAUUUUUUACAAUGAGAUCUCUCUAGAAAAUGAUUGUGCUAUGGAAAAUGAAGAUGAUGACCAAAAUAUGGUCGAUACCAAUGAUUGUAAUAUGAGAAUUGAAUCUAGUUCUCACUAUGCUUCUUCAUCAAAAAGUAGCAAAGAAAAGAACAAAGUAAGCCCUAAUGGGAAUGAACUUGAGUUCAUUAGAGAUAGUCUUGAUAUAGUUGAUGAAGCUAUUCUAAAAUUAACAUCUAAGUUAUUAAAUGUGGCAUAA